This is a messenger RNA of Penicillium expansum, 1131 nucleotides long. Its product is annotated as glycoside hydrolase family 16 protein. The coding region runs from base 1 to 1131 and encodes 376 amino acids. Gene Ontology annotation, molecular function: hydrolase activity, hydrolyzing O-glycosyl compounds. The transcript is spliced from 3 exons. NCBI's taxonomy places the organism in Eukaryota, Fungi, Ascomycota, Eurotiomycetes, Eurotiales, Aspergillaceae. Gene Ontology annotation, biological process: glucan catabolic process. The record is from RefSeq and is a predicted model, not a curated record.
AUGCACGUUUUCUCCACCCUCCUGCCCGCUCUGGGCUUGUUAUCCCAGGUAUCUUCCGCCGCAUACACCCUGCGCGACGACUAUGGUGCCUCCGACUCGUUUUUCGACAGGUUCAACUUCUACACCGACACCGACCCCACCAAUGGCUUUGUGAAAUACGUUGACCGUAACACUGCCUUGAGCAACGGUCUCAUCAACACGGGCAACGGCGUCUACAUCGGCGUCGACCACUCCAACGUCGCCACCACGCCUGGUCGCCAAAGCGUCCGCCUGGAAGGUACCACUACCUACAAGCAUGGACUUGUUAUUCUCGAUCUGGCGCAUAUGCCCAGCAGUACAUGCGGCAGCUGGCCUGCCUUCUGGAUGCUCGGCUCCAACUGGCCCAACAACGGCGAAAUCGACAUAAUCGAAGGCGUAAACGAGCAAACCCAAAACCAAAUGGCCCUGCACACCAGCGACGGCUGCACAGUCAACAACACCGGCUUUACAGGAACCCUUGAUACAGCAAACUGCUACGUCCAAGCCCCUGGCCAAUCCGCCAACAGCGGCUGCUCAAUCCGAAGCGACAGCACCCAGUCCUACGGCACAGGAUUCAACAACGUCGGCGGCGGCGUCUACGCCACAGAAUGGACCGGCUCCGCCAUCUCAGUCUGGUUCUUCCCCUCCUAUGCCGUGCCCGGUGAUCUCUCAUCUGGAAAUCCCAACCCGGCGGGCUGGGGAACGCCCACGGCACGUUUUGCCGGCGGCUGCGAUAUCAACUCGCAUUUCAAUGACCUGCAGAUCGUCUUCGAUAUUACUUUCUGUGGAGACUGGGCGGGCUCGGUUUGGGGUUCGUCGAGUUGUGCUAGUCGUGCGGGAUCGUGUGUCGAUUACGUGCAGAAUAAUCCGACUGCUUUCCAGGAGACUUAUUGGCGUGUGCGGUCGCUGAAGGUUUAUCAAGAUUGGACUAUUUCCGUCGCCGGUGUGGAGGAUGAGGAGGUGGAUGCUGGUGUUGGUGUUGGUGUGGGUGUGGGAACUGAUGCUGAUUGGGAUCCCACAGGUUUGUUUGAGCGUUCUGAGCCUAAGACUUCUAUGAAGCAUCGUCGACAGCAUUAUCGUCAUGGGCAUGGACAUGGUCAUGGCCAUGCUUAG